This is a messenger RNA of Bipolaris zeicola 26-R-13, 702 nucleotides long. Its product is annotated as lytic polysaccharide monooxygenase. The transcript has 3 exons. NCBI's taxonomy places the organism in Eukaryota, Fungi, Ascomycota, Dothideomycetes, Pleosporales, Pleosporaceae. The record is from RefSeq and is a predicted model, not a curated record. The coding region runs from base 1 to 702 and encodes 233 amino acids.
AUGAGACUCUCAACACCUCUCGUCCUCGCUGCGGUAGCCUCCUCAACCACCGCCCACACUAUCUUCCUUAGCCUCAACGGGGGUGCCGUUGGCGACGGAGUUCGCGUCCCCACAUACGAUGGCCCCGUAAGCGACGUAACCUCGAACUCAAUAGUUUGCAACGGACCCCCUAACGAUGUCCCUGCCAAAACCAACACCGUCAUCACCGUCCAAGCUGGCUCCAAAGCCACCCUGACAUGGCGACACACACUCACCUCUGGGCCCAACGAUGUCAUCGACGCCUCACACAAGGGACCCGUCAUGGCUUAUAUGAAGAAAGUCAGUGAUGCAAAGACCGACUCUGGCAUCGGCGGAGGCUGGUUCAAGAUUGCACAGGAUGCUUUCGACGGCUCAAAAUGGGGUGUUGAUCGCCUCAUUGCUAACCAGGGCAACCAAACCAUCACUAUUCCAGCUUGCAUUGCACCAGGCCAGUACUUGCUCCGCGGUGAGCUUAUUGCGCUUCACUCUGCCAGCCAGCUCAUGGGAGCCCAGUUCUACAUGGAAUGCGCACAAAUCAAUGUUAUUGGUGGCUCUGCUAGCAAAACUCCUUCGACUGUUUCGUUUCCUGGAGCGUACAAGCAGAAUGAUGCGGGUAUCGUGUACAACUUGUACACUGGCUCAAAGACUUAUACCUCGCCUGGACCGGACGUUUUCACUUGUUAG